This is a messenger RNA of Dovyalis caffra, 585 nucleotides long. The record is from the annotation of a GenBank genome assembly. Lineage: Eukaryota; Viridiplantae; Streptophyta; Magnoliopsida; Malpighiales; Salicaceae.
AUGCAGAGAUUAAGAAAAGAGAAGCGCUCGAAUUCACUUGCAAAUCUCUUAAUCAAGCUUGAACGCCGUACAAAAUGUCUAAGCUUGAAUGAGGAGCUAAAAAGAUUGAAAGAUGAGCAAAUUAGCAAAGAGGAUGAGCAUAAGAAGGAAAUGGAAUUGUGUAAGAAAGAGUAUGCUGCUAAGGUUGGAGAAUUAGAGACCCAAAUCAGAGGCUUUCUACUUGAGAAGGCAACAAAUGAAGCAACUGUGAAUCACCUCAGACAAGAUUUAGCUGCGCAUAAAGCUCAUAUGCAAACUCUAGCAAACAGGUUGGACCGUGUGGCUUUCGAGGUGGAAUCAAAAUAUCAUCUUGAGCUUCAGGAUUUGAAGGAUUGCCUCAUGGUUGAACAGGAAGAGAAAAAUGAGUUGAAUAAGAAAGUUAAGGGUUUGGAAAAGGAAUUGCUGAUCAGCAAAACAAAGCAGGUUGAACAUCAGCAAGAUUUGGCUUCCAGUCGACUUGUUGAAACACUUAAACAGAAGAUUAUGAAACUGAGAAAGGAGAACGAAAUUCUGAAAAGGAAGCUUUGUCGUUUAGAAGAGGGCUAA